AAUACUAGCAAAUUAGGAAUAGCAUGAGAGAAUUAGUUAAUAAUAAUAAUCACUUUAUGGAGUAGCAAUUUUCUCUCGAAAUUCAAAAGGAAGAAGAAAAGCAUCUCUCAAUCUCAAUUUCUCAAUAGCGCUGGUGGAACCUGGAUCGAUCGGCUCGUCCGUCGCCGGAGAAAUCGAUCGAUCACCAUGGCUCCGGUGAAUUCCGGGGACUCCUCGAUUUGCCAAGUUGAUGCGGUGUCAAUGGCUCCUCGAUUCGUCUUCUUCCUCUUCCUCCUGCUGCCGAUGUUGCUCUUCCCCGGCCUCGCCGCCUUCCUCCUCGCCGCAUCCCCUGUCCUGCUCCUCGCUGCAUUCCUCCUCGCCCUCGUUCUCGUGUACAGCGAACCCAACGUGCCCGAGGCGGAGGACCAUCCCAUCGGGAGCAGGACCAAGAUCAAGCCGAUCUAUCCUCAUGCCUCCUACACCACCUCCAGAUCAUCGGACGACGACGUCCAAGAGUCGGAUUCGGAAUCUGACGCCAGCUGCAGCGCGGACGAGGAGCCUGUCAGUGAGAAGGCUGCGGUGUGGACGGCAGAGGACGAGAAAAGCAUCCUGAACAUCGGCUCGCUGGAGCUGGAGAGGAACGCCGCCGUGGAGAAGCUCAUGUCCUCAAGAAGCAUGCAUCGCUACCACGCCGAUCGCGACCUCAUCGACCUCGACGGCGACGGCGACGGCCACCUGCCCCCCGGCUCCGCUCCCUCCAUGCACCGCAACCCCUUCUUCUUCGACGAUGACCAACAAGAAAAAGAAGGAGCAACAGCGGCGAUGGUGUUCAGCCGGCAUGAGAGCUUCGCCGUCGUGGGUUUCAGGCCAUACUUCGUGGCCGACAAGACGCAGCAGCCGGUCGCCGUUUCCAUUCCCAUCCCCGUUAUUAGCGAGAGCAGCGGUGGCGGCGGCUCGUCCUCGUCUUCGUCUUCCUCUGCCACCGUCGACUGUGGCGGCCAGCACAUGGACCAAGAAGCUGCAGCAACAACUGCCGACUCCUCCAGCUCCAGGGUCAUGGGGCCAACAACUGCUGACUCCUCUUCCAGCCCCAGGGCCAUGGUGACGGUGGAUGUAGAGCUGAUCAGCGACUCCUCGGAUGACGACGAAGACGAGAUGCUUUCGUUGCCCGGGCAGCAAAGGAAAGUGGCGAGCAUCGGCAUGUCAGACGACGAUGAUGGGGAGUCCUUUGAAGUGGAGAGCAUCACUCGACAGGUAAAUGAAACUUUGCAUGCUCACGCUGCUGCCGCCGCCGCCGCCGCCCGUGAAGGACAAGAAGAAGAUGAGAAGAACAGCAGCAGUAGCAGCUGGGCCAGCAAGCUGGCAUCAGUUCCCGAAGAUGAGAAGAACGAGAGGAGGGAACGCGAGGUGCUGGAGAUCAGGGAGCGCGACAUCUUUUUGGCUUCUGUUCCCGAAGCAUCCGCUGCUCCGGCAAACUCUGUCAACAUUAAUGCUGCUAGCAGUGCCGGCGGUUCUCCUCCUCUUGACACCACCGCUGCUCCCAAAGCAGCAGCAACCAAGUCAAGCAGAUACUCAUACAAGCCGCCCUCCAGGAAGGCAGUGCUGGGCUUAUUCCGAAAAUGAUGCCGACUUUUCUUCUUUUUAUUUUUUCAGUUACAAUUUGUUCUUCUUCCCUAAGUCUUUAGCCAGCCCAAGCAUACCAUACGUACAAGAGGAAUUCUAUCAAGUUUGCAAGUUACCUGGAGGUACACAGAUAAAGUAUGACGUGAGCCGUUGGUAUGGGAGGGGCAAUAUACGAAAAAAAAUUGUAUCACCAGGGUAAUGAUAUAAAUAUAAUGGUAUUAGGUUCAGGGGCGAAUUUAGAAAUUUAGUUCAUCAAGAUUACCAAGGUCAUAAUACAAAAGUCUUCCUUAAUUCUUAGUAUUAUCUUAGCUGCCUAAAUAAUAUAACAAUAGAUUUCGUCGGAGAUCAUCGGGAUCGAUUGACCCCGACGAUUGACUCUAACUUCGCCCCUAAUUAGAUUAGCAAAUGUGUCUUAUAUUUAUACCAUCCACAUAUGAAAAGUAUGGAGAAACAAUAUUUUUCAUCGUAUUGUUUACGUAGAGUUCAAUAUAUCAUGAGGAAGGGGUGACGAUGGAGAUGUGGCCGAAGAUAGGGGUGUUGACGGAUGAGGGGCUAGAGGAGGAAGAGGGACCAGAUGAAGAGACACGACUCUGUCUUACGUGGUCGUUGGAGAAAGGACGACGGCAAUCUGUAGAUUCAUUUAUUACACAAGGAACUAGAACAAUUUCCAAAGAUCACGCAAAUAUAAUCUCUACCACAUAAAUUAGACCGAAUUUUGAAAAAUGACUACAUCAUCACACAAUUUUUGUCCACACCACGUAAAUAAUAUUUAA
Molecule: messenger RNA, 2375 nt
Organism: Oryza brachyantha (malo sina)
Lineage: Eukaryota; Viridiplantae; Streptophyta; Magnoliopsida; Poales; Poaceae
Exons: 1
Coding region: 187-1602 (471 amino acids)
Source: RefSeq, a predicted model, not a curated record